Messenger RNA from Fragaria vesca subsp. vesca, 1308 nucleotides. Its product is annotated as isocitrate dehydrogenase [NADP], chloroplastic-like. The coding region runs from base 1 to 1230 and encodes 409 amino acids. Gene Ontology annotation, cellular component: mitochondrion. Gene Ontology annotation, biological process: isocitrate metabolic process. Gene Ontology annotation, molecular function: isocitrate dehydrogenase (NADP+) activity; NAD binding; magnesium ion binding. NCBI's taxonomy places the organism in Eukaryota, Viridiplantae, Streptophyta, Magnoliopsida, Rosales, Rosaceae. The record is from RefSeq and is a predicted model, not a curated record. The transcript is spliced from 15 exons.
AUGGCGUUUGAGAAGAUCAAGGUCGCCAACCCCAUUGUUGAGAUGGACGGAGAUGAGAUGACUCGAAUUUUCUGGAGAUCAAUUAAGGAUAAGCUUAUUUUCCCCUUUUUGGAUCUGGACAUCAAGUACUUUGACCUUGGUCUUCCUAAUCGUGAUGCCACUGAUGAUAAAGUUACUGUUGAAAGUGCAGAGGCAACUCUUAAGUACAAUGUAGCAAUCAAAUGCGCCACUGUAUCGACAGAUUUAAAUCGCAUGAAGGAGUAUAACUUGAAGCAACUGUGGAGGAGUCCCAAUGUGACUAUUAGGAACAUUUUGAAUGGAACUGUUUUCAGAGAACCGAUUAUUUGCAAGAACGUUCCUCGACUUAUCCCAGGCUGGACAAAGGCAAUAUGCAUCGGAAGACAUGCUUUCGGUGAUCAAUAUCGAGCAGUUGAUUUAGUCAUCAAAGGAUCAGGGAAACUGAAAUUGUUGUUUGAUGGAAAGGAUGAGAAGACCGAACUGGAAGUGUACAACUUUACCGGAGAAGGGGGAGUAGCACUUGCUAUGUGCAACAUUGUUGAGUCAAUCCGUGCUUUUGCAGAGGCUUCAAUGACCAGAGCUUAUGAGAAAAAAUGGCCUCUUUAUCUUAGCACAAAAAAUACUGUUCUUAAAAAGUAUGAUGGAAGAUUCAAGGACAUAUUUCAAGAAGUAUACGAAGCCAAGUGGAAGUCCAAGUAUGAAGAUGCUGGCAUAUGGUAUGAACAUCGUCUCAUCGAUGACAUGGUGGCUUAUGCAAUUAAAAGUGAAGGUGGUUUUGUUUGGGCAUGCAAGAAUUAUGAUGGAGAUGUACAAAGUGACUUCUUAGCCCAAGGUUUUGGAUCUCUUGGAUUGAUGACUUCAGUACUGGUGUGCCCAGAUGGAAAGACUAUAGAAGCUGAAGCUGCCCAUGGUACAGUUACUCGCCAUUAUAGAGUCCACCAAAAUGGAGGUGAAACCAGCACAAACAGCAUAGCUUCUAUUUUUGCUUGGACAAGAGGGCUUGCACACAGAGCAAAGUUGGAUGACAAUGCUAAACUGUUGGAUUUCACUCGGAAGCUGGAAGCAGCUUGUAUUGGAACUGUGGAAUCUGGGAAAAUGACCAAGGAUCUUGCGCUAAAUGUACAUGGACCUAAACUUGCUAGGAACCACUACUUGAACACGGAAGAUUUCAUUGAUGCCGUUGCAGCAGAACUAAGAGCAAAGCUUUUUUGAAAGCUUAGUUGUUACGGGAACCUUGUAGAAUUGAUUCUGUGCGUUGAAAGCCUAGUAUCCUUUUGUUUUAAAUGUCAG